UUGGGUGUGUCGUUGUGAGCAGUCAGAGAUCAGACCCAACACAAGACGCUGGAAUGUCUGCCAUGAGGACAGAAGAUGCUGCUGACGGGAAGAGCACAGCUAACGGUGGAGGAGUCGUGUGUGACGAGAGAGGCGUCACCGUCCUCAGGCCUACAGAUCUCUCCGAGAUGUUGGCGGCAGGAACCAAAGAAGUUCACGAGAAGGCCGAAAACACAGAGUUUGUCAAAGACUUCCUGAGGGGACGCAUCCGCAAAGAGCUCUUUAAGCUCGGUCACGUGGCUUUGUUCUUCACGUAUUCGGCGAUGGAAGAGCAGAUCGAGAGAAAUAAAGAGCAUCCUCACUUGGCGGCGCUCUACUUCCCUCAUGAGCUGCACCGGCGGGACGCUCUGGCUCGGGAUCUGCAGUACUUCUACGGCGAGGGCUGGCAGAACCAGAUCAGCAUCUCUCCUGCCACACAGCGCUACGUGGAGCGCAUCCAGCAGAUCGGUCAGGACGAGCCCGCGCUUCUGGUGGCUCACGCUUACACCCGCUACAUGGGAGACCUCUCGGGCGGCCAGGUGCUGAGGAAGGUGGCCCAGCGCGCCAUGAAGCUGCCGCACACAGGAGAAGGGCUGAACUUCUACGAGUUCGACGGCAUCCACAGCGCCAAGGCCUUCAAACAGCUGUACCGCAGCCGGAUGAACGAGCUGGAGCUGGACACACACACCAAGCAGAAGAUCGUGGAGGAGGCCGUCCUGGCCUUUCAGUUCAAUAUGGAGAUUUUUGGAGAACUAGAGGAGGUUGGAAAAACCCUUCAGGAUGAUGUUUUGGAUGCUGCUCCUGCACAUGGAGAGAUGCAAGGAGACAUCAGCCAGUGUCCUUACUAUGCGGCCAAAACGGCUGCCAGCGGCGGAUCAUCUUACAUUUGUCAAAUGGCCAAGACCGUGCUUAAAAAUCCUUCCGGUCAAGUCCUGUUGGCCGCCUGGAUCGCUGCUCUAGCCGGAUUGGCUGCUUGGUACCUCAUGUGACCUCCUGUUACCCAAUGAGAGGAGAAAAGGGUCAGAUAAUAGACGAGAACAAAUAGUUUGUUCUGCUUUAAAGUCGUGAGGCAUUCCAACGCAUUUCCCUCUUAGUGCAUCCCAUUUGCCCCCUUGUUCCUGGGUAAGCGUGAUUAAUUCUUAAUGUAUGAACAUAGCAUAGUUCAUGCAUAGUGGGUGAUUGUGGGAGUCGUUACUAAUGCACCUGGCAGUGUUGAUGAAGUUAAAGGAGUAACUUUGCUGAAACUGUACUCACCCUCGGGUCACUCAAGAGGUUGUUUGUUUAGUCAUUGGAUCAGAUUUGAAGAAAUGUAGCAUCGCAUCACUUGUACCCCAGUGGAUCCUCUGCAGUGAAUGGGUGCCGCUGUCAGAAUGAGAGUCCAAACAGUCAGAUAGUCCCGUUUUCCUCUCACAUCAUAUUUACUUCAAACUGAUUUGGACUGUUUUUGAUUGUAAACGGUGCUUGAUCUGUGCAUAUUUCUCACCUGAUUCAGAUGAACUUUUUCACUGGAGAAAGUAAUAUUAUGGCUUAUGGACUCGUAUUUUAGCCGAAAGAAAUGGUUUGAAGUUACAGAUGUCUUCAUGAUGGAUUUGUUUCUUACAAACACACUUUUUUCACUUUACAAGACAUUAACUGAUGGACUGGAGUGGUGUGGAUUGUGAUGUUUUUAUCAGCUGUUUGGACUCUCAUUCUGACGGCACCC
Messenger RNA from Cyprinus carpio (common carp), 1720 nucleotides. Its product is annotated as heme oxygenase 2. Gene Ontology annotation, molecular function: heme oxygenase (decyclizing) activity; heme binding. The record is from RefSeq and is a predicted model, not a curated record. Lineage: Eukaryota; Metazoa; Chordata; Actinopteri; Cypriniformes; Cyprinidae. Gene Ontology annotation, biological process: response to oxidative stress; heme catabolic process; heme oxidation.